This is a messenger RNA of Colletotrichum karsti, 1929 nucleotides long. RefSeq names its product g-protein beta wd-40 repeats containing. The transcript is spliced from 4 exons. NCBI's taxonomy places the organism in Eukaryota, Fungi, Ascomycota, Sordariomycetes, Glomerellales, Glomerellaceae. The coding region runs from base 1 to 1929 and encodes 642 amino acids. The record is from RefSeq and is a predicted model, not a curated record. Gene Ontology annotation, biological process: nucleoside metabolic process. Gene Ontology annotation, molecular function: catalytic activity.
AUGUCUGUCUCGACCCCGCGGGUUGUCGCGAAGGAGGACUACACCGUGGGAUGGGUUUGCGCGAUCCCGGUAGAGAUGGCCGCCGCAAGAGGCAUGCUUGACGAAACCCACGCCAGGCUUCCCGAGCAAGACCCGGCCGACCACAAUGCCUACACGCUGGGCCAAAUUCAAAGCCACAAUGUGGUGAUCGCCUGCCUCCCUUCGGGAAUGACGGGUACCACAUCUGCCGCUACCGUCGCCAAGGAUAUGCUGCGAACUUUCAAGUCGAUUCGGUUUGGCCUCAUGGUUGGGAUUGGAGGUGGUGCUCCAUCCUCAGAGCAUGAUAUCCGGUUGGGCGACAUCGUGGUUAGCCGGCCAUCUGGAACUAGCGGCGGGGUCAUACAAUAUGACAGAGGCAAAGCCUUGCAAGGUGAAUUCCUGAGGACUGGGUCGCUCAAUGCGCCGCCAAAGGUCUUGCUGGCCGCGCUCGCCAAUCUCCAAGCCGAUCACAUAGUCGGAGAAACUCGGAUCCCCGAGUUUUUGUCGAAUCUCGCUAAUAAGAACGCGAGGACAAGAAAGACAUUCAACUAUCCCGACGGAUCGGAUGAUUGCCUAUUCAUGGCAGAUUAUCAGCAUGAAGCUGAGACAGCCUCCACGUGUUACCAGUGCGACCGUUCGCGAUUGGUUCAGCGGGCAGUCAGAGAUGAUCAGGAUCCCCAGGUCCACUACGGAAACAUUGCCUCAGGUAAUCAGGUCAUCAAGGAUGGGAUGGUGCGAAAGCGGUUGCAGCAGGAACAUGACGUUCUUUGCUUUGAGAUGGAGGCCGCAGGACUAAUGACGGGCUUCCCAUGCAUCGUCAUUCGUGGCAUCAGCGACUACGCAGAUUCUCAUAAGAACGAUGCAUGGCAAGGAUAUGCCGCUGCAACGGCUGCGGCCUUUGCGAAAGAGCUUCUGUUGGUCAUAUCACCAGCUCAGGUUGAGAAGGAGAAAUCCGUUCCUCAACUAGUCUCAGCGACCAGCUUCCUGGGUGGGGACAGCGACCAGCUGGAUAGCGAGCAGCUGGGUAACGAGCAGCUGGAUGCCAAGGUAACGAAUUCUGAAGGUCUCAAUAAGCACAACAGUGAAGCGGACAAAACUGUCAUCCUGGAUGGGGAUAGCGAGCAGCCGGAUACCAAGGCAACGCAUUCUGAAGCUAUCAACAAGCAAGACAGUGAAGCGGAUAUGACCGUCAUGCUGGGUGGGGAUAGCGAGCAGCCGGAUACCAAGGUGAUGAGAACCUGCACACACACGCAGCAGCAGCAAUCGCCCGCCAUGGAGAGCCUCCAGCUGGCGCAGAUGCUCGCCGACCUGAGCAGCCUCAACGCAGCGGAACCCAACGCAGCAGCAGCCCUCGUGACGGCGAACAAGGCCAUCGAGACGGUCGAGAAGAGCACCGGCAUCACACCGACACCCAGACGACCGACCGACGAGCUCCGCCGCGUCCACAGCUCGCAGACGGGCUCCCGACCGGGCACCGGCACCGCGACGCCCGCCCGCGUCGACAAGUUCGGCCGGCGCAUCAUGAUGAGCCCGCCCGUCCUCUCGCGCUCCAACUCGGCCCAGGGCUCCGUCCCCGGCACGCCCAAGGGGGUUUCUGACGUACGUGCACAAUUUCACCACCAACACCACCACUACCCCCAACACCACCUCGAAGUACCCGGAGGACAGACGAGAGCUCACCAGCAGCUCCCGGAACAGGGCGAGGACGACCUCGACAGGGCCUCGACGCUCAUGGCGCUCUACGAGAUCCGGGCCAAGCUCAAGCAGCAGGACAACAGCAGCUUGAUGAAGGCGAGGGAGAAGAUUGCCGACCUGGCGCAGAAGCAGCAGCAGCAGCAGCAACAGCAACAAGGCGGCUCUGGGAAGAAGGAGCCGGAGAAGAUCACCUCCCGGUUCACGUUCCCCAAGUAG